This is a messenger RNA of Suillus paluster, 1335 nucleotides long. RefSeq lists its product as uncharacterized. The record is from RefSeq and is a predicted model, not a curated record. The transcript has 8 exons. Lineage: Eukaryota; Fungi; Basidiomycota; Agaricomycetes; Boletales; Suillaceae. Bases 170 to 1165 code for a protein of 331 amino acids.
GAAUGAGGUCUAUCUUACUUCAACUCUAUCGAGUUGAAAUCUCGUUUCCGCAGUGAUUGAUGCGCUGGCCGCCUGAUGUCGAACUGCCAUCAGGAACAAAGAGCCUAAUUACUAGAACUUGAAGGCUUCUCGAGCUAGCUCUGUCCUUGUCCCCGUCCUUUUACCCAUUAUGUCCCCACUCACCAAGGCAUGGUCGUUAAUAGUGGUCCUAGCUGCUGCUGCGAUUGUACCCAGAGGUGCUUUUGCGCAGACAUCCAAUGUGACUUGCGUCUCCGGCUUUGAUUGGAUGAACAACACUCUCCAGCAGAACCCUUGCACAGUUGCUGCCUACCUCGAGAGUGUCUGCUCGGGUGGAGAUUUUUCGAUCUAUCCUUUACCUGACGGUACCCAUUAUGCAGGUCCUGAGGUCACCGGAGCCAACGCUUGCGAAUGUAGUACCGUAGUCUACUCGCUGAUUAGCGCUUGUGGCGAUUGUCAGAACCGCACGUUUCUGAGCUGGAGUCUCUGGAGCUACAAUUGCUCAGCCGCCGGUACCCAGCUAUCUGUCACAACAUACCCGUAUAACAUUCCAAGUGGCACUCUAGUUCCGAAUUGGGCUUACCUGAACGUGACCAGCGGGAGUGGCACGUUCGACGCCACCCUGGCGCAAGCCGAUGGAGAUUCUCCCGAAUCUUCCGCGACCACAGCACAAUCCACUGGCACAGCCACUCAUUCGACCACUGUGUCUGGUUCUUUGACCACUCCUCCGACCACAGCCACAGGAUCGUCGUCGUCGUCAUCUAGUUCGAACGUUGGAGCUAUAGCUGGGGGUGUUAUCGGUGGAAUCGUCGGACUUGCAGCUAUCGUAGGCCUUGCGGCGUGGUUCUUUGUCAAACGCCGUCGCUCCUCCAAAGCGCCAUCGGCCGCGUUCAGCGACAUUGGUGGAGGUCCGGGUUAUACUCAAAGUGUUUACUCCGCUAACCCUCAUUCGUUCCCAAUGCAAUCCCAAAUGACGCAGCAACCGCGUCUCUACGAUCCCGCCGACCCGACCACUUUCCCAACUUCUCCUCCCUCCCCUACCGUCUUAACCACCUCAUCUAACAUCUACCAAAACCCAUCGAUACCCUCUCCUGUCUUCUCCCAACAACCGCGUCCUGGACAGUACACUGGUACUCCGGAGAUUUGAAUGCGAGCGCAAAGAUGACCAUUGGAUGUGAUUCCCCUACCAUAAUUUGACGACAUUUGUAUAUCCAUGUAGCUGCGUGUCCGGUCUCUCAUUUCUUGGCUUAGUGCUUAUUAUUGUCGUGAUAAGCUCUCUUAUUCCUGUUACAUGUUGACUGAACCUCGGUUGAGCUC